This is a messenger RNA of Sceloporus undulatus (fence lizard), 9412 nucleotides long. RefSeq names its product growth arrest specific 7 (gene GAS7). NCBI's taxonomy places the organism in Eukaryota, Metazoa, Chordata, Lepidosauria, Squamata, Phrynosomatidae. Gene Ontology annotation, molecular function: actin filament binding. Gene Ontology annotation, cellular component: cytoplasm; actin filament; plasma membrane. Gene Ontology annotation, biological process: actin filament polymerization; neuron projection morphogenesis. The transcript has 14 exons. Bases 83 to 1534 code for a protein of 483 amino acids. The record is from RefSeq and is a predicted model, not a curated record.
CUGCUUUGGGCACCUGUUGGAGCCGGAGCCUGCUGCUGCUGCUGGUUGCCUGGGGCUGGGAGUCCUGGGGCUGCCGCGGGCGAUGCCUCCUCCUCCCCUGCAGCCGGGGGCGCGAUGCCGGGCCCUGUACCCCUUCUCCGGAGAGCGGCACCGGCAGGGGCUGCGCUUCGCCGCCGGGGAGAUGCUGACCGUCCUGCAGGCGGGGCCCGAGGGCGGAUGGUGGGAAGGCGAGAGCGCCCAGGGGCUCCGCGGCUGGUUCCCGGCCAGCUACGUCCAGCUGCUCGAGCAGAAACCCAGGAAGGUCAUUCCACAAGGAGGAGAAGACUCUCAAAAUGGCCACCUCCCACCUGGCUGGCAGAGUUAUAUGUCUCCUCAGGGGCGAAGGUACUACGUGAACACCUUCACCAAUGAGACAACUUGGGAGCGGCCUAGCAGUGUUCCUGGGACCCCAAAGAGUCCUGUGACCCAGAAGAACUCCUUGACUACAGUGAACGGGUAUCACAUACCGGGGACUCUGGUACCCCAGCUAGAAUCAAGCCACAUGAGUCUCCGCAAAGUUGGCAAUGACCCCCAGAGUCCUGGGUCCCCAUCACCUACUCGGAAGCAGAAUAAGGAGACCACCUUUACGAUAAACUGUGUGACUUUCCCCCACCCUGACGCAAUGCCAGAACAGCAGUUGCUGAAACCUUCCGAAUGGAGCUACUGUGAUUAUUUCUGGACUGACAAGAAGGAUCCCCAAGGAAACAGUACAGUCUCGGGAUUUGAAAUACUUCUCCAGAAACAACUGAAGGGAAAGCAAAUGCAGAAAGAAAUGGCAGAAUUUAUUCGGGAAAGGAUAAAGAUUGAAGAGGAAUAUGCCAAGAACUUGUCCAAACUAUCACAAAGCUCCUUGGCUGCCCAGGAAGAAGGGACACUUGGCGAGUCUUGGUCUCAGCUAAAGAAAAGCCUGGCUGAUGAAGCAGAGGUUCAUCUCAAGUUUUCCUCCAAGCUCCAGGGUGAGGUGGAAAAACCCUUGCUCAACUUCCGUGAAAACUUUAAGAAAGACAUGAAAAAGUAUGACCAUCAUAUUGCUGAUUUGCGAAAACAGAUGGUUAGUCGGUAUGCAGCAGUAGAAAAGGCCAGAAAGGCAUUAUCAGAGAGACAAAAGGAUUUAGAGUUGAAAACACAGCAGUUGGAGAUAAAACUCACCAACAAGACGGAAGAGGAAAUUAAGAAGGCUAGGCGGAAGUCGACUCAAGCUGGAGAUGAUCUGAUGCGCUGUGUGGACCUGUAUAAUCAAUCUCAGUCAAAGUGGUUUGAAGAAAUGGUGACCACCUCUCUGGAACUUGAGAGGCUAGAGGUGGAGAGAGUGGAGAUGAUUCGGCAGCACCUUUGCCAAUAUACACAGUUGCGGCAUGAGACAGACAUGUUCAACCAAAGUACGGUAGAACCUGUGGAUCAGUUGCUUCAGAAAGUGGAUCCAGCCAAAGACAGGGAACUGUGGGUCAAAGAACACAAAACUGGUGAUAUCAGACCUGUGGAUAUGGAGAUAUAGACUGCUGCCACUGGCUGUAAGUGGUGGGGUUCUCUCGCUCAGCCAAGUUCGAAGGGAGUUCUGUAAAGCCUCAAGAAGGAGAGGCAGGAGAGAUGUCCCACUGUCAGCUUCCUUAUAUAUUUAUUAUUGCCUGUAGGGACUAUUUCUGUCAUGUUCCUUCAUUAUUUCAUUCCCUGUUGUGCUAUGCCUUAAACAUCAAACAUUCCAGGGUUGAGACACCAACUCUUCUUACUUUCUUUCAAAACAGGCUUCCAAUACGUGCAGCUCAUGUGAUAGUACUGCUGGACCUGUUUUCCUGGUACAAAGAGAGUUUUGCUGUUCUGUGAUUAACUAUUCUGUGCUACUCUCCUUGCAUGAUGCUCUCUGUUUUGUACAGUAACAUUAAGACACUGUAAGCCUCUGCCAAAUGUAUGAAGUGGCGAAUUUGAAUGUGGAAACAGAGAGAUUAUCGUGAGGAUUGCCACUGAAUUGUAUGGGAGUAAGGAAACGGUUAUGAAGACCACACCUUCCCUCCCCCUAUGGUCUGUGAAACAGAAUUCAUAAUGCUUACCUACCUCACAGGGUUGUUGUGAGGAUAACAGUAAAACAUGUACAAUAUUUGAAAAAAAAACAAAUAUAAAUACAAACGUUGCUGCAAGGUUAUAAUGGAAUAGUUUUGAUUAUUUCAGUAAACGAAGGAAAUGAAGUAAUGGGUUAGGAAAAAGAGCACCCAAAGAAGAGCUGAAUGAGUUUGCCCCUUUUUGUACUCUCAGGGCUUGAACAGACUGGCAAUUUGAACUGGCUUCCCAGUGGUGUGGAGGCCUGGUGACCACAUGCCCCGACUCCACCCCAAUCCAGCUUCAUGCUGCCCGCCCGACCAAACGGCAGGCAGCAUUGGGGCAUUCCUGUGGUGCAGCAACCAGACGCCAUAUGCCACAGGAGCACGGAAGAGCCGCAGCGGCAGCAAAAAGUGCGCUUCUUUUCUGGCCCAAAAAGGAACUGCAUUUUGUUGCUCCUUUUUGAUCCAAAAAAAUGCCAGAUCAGGGCCCCGAUCCAGUGCUCAAAGGGGUACCCCUUUACAGCCAUCUGUUUCGGCCUUCAUUUUAUCCUGCUAUUUUAACUUAUUCAUUCCUCAAGGCAUGUACCAUGGAAAUGAUCUGAGAAUUGCAGCCAUUACCCUCCAGCUGAAAAGAAAGGCCCUCCAGUGACUAGAUUUAAGGCAGCAUUUCUUAAGACUUGAUUGUUGUACAGCAGGUACUUUUCAAAGGACCUUUGAAUGCUUCACUUGGAAAAUUGUCACCACAUCAAAUUGAUGAAAGCAUAACUCAGGUCUUCACUUACAACCAAAUAGCUAACAGUUUACAUGUGUGGGAGGGAGCAAGAAGUCGUGUGGCUUAUUUUAAAAAAAGAGUCACCCCUAAAGGUGGAUGUAUCUGAUUGUUCUUGUCUUGAGCCACAUAAAUCCUUUUGCAGAUACCACAGAAAUAUUCAAGUGGAACGUGGUCUUGGGGGAGACAUAACAUGCUUUUGGAGGGCUCCUGAGGUCCUGCACCAUUACUGCCAUUUUAAAGAGCUUUUCACUUUACAGCAGAGUUCAGUCCAUGUUAAAUCCUUUGAUUAAGAUUCAAGAACCCAUCAGCAUGGGGUAAUGGCCCUAAAUUGCCACAAGUGAGUUAGAAAUUAGUACAGUUGGCUCUCCACAUUUGCAGAUUUGACUUUUGUGGAUUUGAUUCCUAUGUUCUCUCUAGGUCCUCCAGCAUGCCUCUGACAGAGAGUGACCAUAGAGCCACACUGGAGGACAUAAAGAUUCAAGGACAGCUAUUUCACUGAACAGUGAUAGGCCCACACAACCUAAACAGUUGCUCCUGAGCUCCUGCAUGUUGACAAAUGUUGGAGGAGAACCACAAUGUUCUCUAUGCUCUUCAUUUGUCUUCUUCUUGCCAUGGUGUGUAUAUAAAACAAAUAUUUGUUUCAUAUAGUUAUAUUGCCUUUCUCUCUCUCUCUCUCUCUCUCUCUCUCUCUCUUUUUUGUUCUUCCAAGUGCUUUGUUUGAUCAGCUGUCAUAAGGAAAUGUGAGGAGCACAAAGUCCUUGAAUUCUUUUAUUUUCUAAAUUCUUUUUCUCAAAUUCCUUUUUCAGUAUUUUGACCAGAUUUUUAAAAUCUCAUCAUAAUUGCCACGUAUAGUCAUAGUCUUUUCCAUUUCCAAAGAAUUAAGGGGAGGUUGGCUAGGUUUUGAAUGGGGAUAAGUGUUACAGAUAACCUGAACUUCAAAAGUAGUGACAUGAUUUGUUCUGCUUGAAUCUUUGAUGCUUGUGCAUUUUGAGAUAUAAAGGAAGUUAUCAGACAAGGUAUUACAAUUAAUUAUAACACUAGCUUUAUCUCAUUUGAUUAGACUUGCCUGUAUUCUCUUCAGGCUUGCUUUUUUACAAAUGAAGUAUUCUUUUUUUUCAGUUGUAGUUUUAUCUCAGGUUUAUAAUAGGAAACAUACUUUGUCUCCCCCCCACCCCCAAGCUGGCUAUCAAGGUUUCAAGAAGAACAAUUUAUCCUGUUGGUAUGCAUGGGGAAAUUGAGAGUUGGGCAGAUAGCAGCGUUCAAAAGAUUUCCAAAGCACCCAUUCAAUUCUUUUUCCUGUUUUGAAACCAAAGUCACAUUUCCAUAUUCUGUGCAUCAUUCCACCUUGUUUUUCUUCAAAACAUCCUUCAGUUGCCUUCCUUUGAUUUUAGAGCUCUUUCUGACAUUCUCAGUUGUCAUUAUUUAACAGUCUAUUCCCAAAUGGCAUAGGCCCUGAUGCAUUGUACUUUGAAUGCCUUCUCAGAUUUCAGCCAAUGUUAAGCAAAGCUGUCUAUGCAAAUUACCAAAAAUAUUACAGAAUCUCUUCCCAAAUUAGAUUUUAGAGAUACCAUCUGCUAUGUAAAUACGCAAAGGCGUCUGGGCUGGUUUUGUUUUCCUGUGCCUGCUGUCUUCCAUCAAAUAACAAUUGUCUCCUUGUAUAUUACUGUUGUAUUUCUCAUUUUUUUUUCAUUCACUGAAAGAUCCAAGAUCUGGAUGUACCACAGUGCUCUCUGCUUUACCAUUUUUGCAUUGAGGGAGCUGAUCUAUUACAAAUCAGUCCUCCCAAAGCAGUGCCAAAGGUUAUAAAGCAAUUUUAAAGUUUUCACUUUCUCUUUGUGAUAGUCUCAGAUCUAUAAACCUAUUAGCAUGUUCUCUGACUAGCUUCUUAUCUUUUACGUUUUCUGUUUAAUUACAGUACUAAGUUCCCUGUCCCUUAAACAACAAUUAUUAAAUUUCUUGUGUCUUGUGGAACAACUGCAUCUGUAUUCCUGAAUUAAUAAAUCAGAGAAAGAGAGAGAAAGAUCUAUCUUCAUUUUACCAAUAAUAUGUGGAGUUUGAAUUCUAUUCAUUCAUCUCCUUUCCUCAAUCUCCAAGAUUAACUUAGACCAAGAACAUACUGGAAAAGUAUGCAAUUUACCUUUUCCCUCUUUGAAUCCCCAUUUUUCAUCUUUGCUUAGGGCUUGGUGCACUUUUUUGCACUAGUCUCUUCAGAAACAGGUUCAAAACACCCACCUAUCAUUUCACCUAUCUAAGGUUACAAACAAAUCCAUCACUAUUUUCCUCAGAGCUUUCUUUUGCUAUGCAAAGAAGCUGUGGGUGGCUUCAAAUAGAUAAGCAGAAAAAGCAAAGAAUUUUUCUUUGCCCACAUUUUGCAAGAUUUGUGUGGACAAAUAGCUGAACUCCCCAUUCUUAUUAUUCUUAUUAUUCUGAUUAUUUGUAUCCCGCCUCUUCCUGUAUUGGAUCUAAUAAUGGAGUUUCACUAGAGAUGGACUUUUAAUUAUAGUUUCCAAAUAAGCAUGUUCUCAAGAAAUUUCCCUUUGAUAUUUGUGUUUUGGUACAUUUUGUGUUCUCUCUCUCUCUCUCUCUCUCUCUCUCUCUCACACACACACACACACACACACAGAAUGCAGCAUACUGACUUGAUGCUCUUUCUCUAUACUUGUAGUUCAAAACUUCACUGCAUUUUAAAUUCAUCACCUUCAGCUCUGGCACCAUAGCAGUGAGUUCAUCACUGCAUGUUAUUGCUUUGCAGAUAUUUGUCUCAUUCUUACCUUAUCUUUCCUAGUUAUACAAAAGGUGACAUUUGUGGUAUGGCUUCAAAGUGUGGAGCAUCUUGCAAAUAUUGUUUGUGCCAUUUGCUGCAGGGAAUUUUUACAUCAGUUCAUUUUUAACAUGGGCUUUCAUUAGACUAGCCAAACACUAACAGCCUCGUUUUGUUAAAAUCUCAUUUCUACUCGUGUAAUCUCUCUGUCGUUUUAUAUAGCGCCCAUUCCUUACAUGCUUGCCAAUGAUCGAAAAUUGAUUUAUUCCUCUUUCCAAUUUCACAAUAUUGUGAAAUUGCUCUCCAUCCUGGAUUUUCCAUUUUCUCUCCCUGCAGUCAAUCAGUUAGAAUUCUGGUCCCACUUGUUUGGCAAUUGUUGAGGAGGGAGGAAUUUUUCUAUAGAUGUUUAUACUCUGGCAAACCUUGUGUUUCCCUAAGCCAGGGAUGGGGAAAUUGCAGCCCACAUGCUGCAUGUGGUCCUAAAGCCUACUUUAUGGGUCUACAGGUGACCCCUGAAGUCCACAGCAGCCCCCAAAGAUUGUGAGGUUAUUUUUUUCACCCCCAAAUGGUGACACUGCUUGUAGAUACAGUGGUUUAGCUUUUGAGUCCACCUCCUAAUCCCAGUGUCCUUCAAAGUAGCCUUUUGCCACUGUAAAUCUGAAAAUAGUCACAGGAAAUGAUGUGAUGUCACUUCUGUUGUGCUGCAUAGUUCCCACCCCUGUCCUGAUCCUAUUAAUACAAUUCUUUUGCAUGGUUGUACUGUGAACCUUCUCAGUAUAUGAGGUUGUUCAUAAUUUGGUGGUGUGACAUACAGAUAACAUAUUUGCUGUUUAAUAUGGCUCUUCUGAACUUUUCUUGAGUGUUUCUACCUGUCACUAUCUGGGUUUUGUGCAUCAAAUUUCAUUUGGGUUUUUUUCCCCUGGCUCAUUCAUAUCUAGUGCAUUCACAGCGCAGCAUUUUAAUGGGAUCUGUCAAGGAGAUCUCCACUCCCAAGUCUUUUUUGCAGCAGUUCUUCCAUGUUCUCUACAACAUACCAACCACAGCUGGACCUGUUAUGUAACCUCACUGCUGCCCCUUUUCUCAACACAGUUCCUGUUGAUGUGGCCACACACUUCUGAUGUUGUUAUCUUUUUUUAAAAAAAAGGAAGACAAGAUUCUGUGGAAAGUAGAGCUGGGUUAAUGAAUGUAAGUUAUGAAUUUAGGAAGGGAAGGCCAGGGAUUUGAUUUUUGUAACCAAACACAUUUUUUCAUACAUUUCUUGAAUUUGUUAUUUGUAUAGUAGUACAUGAAUAAACCAAACUGUAGUGUUGGUCUGCAAUGCCAGCCAGCCUUGCACAAUUAUCUAGAAAUGUUAUAUUAAAGCCCAUCACUGCCACCACUAUAUCCUGCUCCCCACAUCCCAUUAUCUUUCUCCCCCUCCCCCUUUCUCCCCAUCUUGGAACAACUCCCCCAUUAUUCCUUGGCCAUCUUUAUUUUUAUUCAGGGAUAUACCUCUCUGUUUGCUUCUUGUUAAUUUUCCUCAAUAUCAGCUUGUACUAUAACAGUUAGAUUUGCUUUUUUACAGUAUAAUUGUACAGGUAUAAACAGGCAUAAAUGCAGCUAUGUUAAGCAGGCUUGUUCACCAGUCAGUAACCACCUUCAGUUGUUACUGGGUUUUUUUUGCCAUAAAUAUAAGCUCUCCCAAACAAGGCCUGCUAAAUUCCAGAGGUAAAAUGCAUUCCACUUCAAUGCCAGCUUUGCAGUUCAUAGCUGCUCAGGCCCAUUUCAUAUAAUUUUACAGCAUCCCUCUGACAAUGUUCUGUUUGAUCCACUACAAGGAAACUCAAGUUCUCUAUGGCUGCCUCCACACUAUAGAAAUAAUCCAGUUUCACACUACUGUCAACUGCUAUUCACAAUUAACUGUGAAUUGUAGUUUUGUGAGACCUUUAAUCUUCCCUCUCAGAGGACUCUAGUGCCCCAACAAACUACAAUUCCUGGAGUUCCAUAGCUUUGAGCCAUAAAGUGGUGUGAACCUGGAUUAUUUGUGCAGUGCAUGUGCAGUUUACAAGUAGUCUUCCCUUCCAAAACCCCAACAACAGUAAUGAAAUCUUAAUGAAAUUCUGAAAUCCUUCAAAUGUAUCUAUCUGUUCUUCUGUCAUAUAUUUCUCCCUGUGUACAAUCGAGAGAAUCUGUGCCAAUUGCCUAGCCUUUCAGGUUGGUAUGGUGUGAAAUGGGAAGAAAGAGCAAACUUUCUGCCACUUCUCUCAAAGACAAUGUCAGCUUGUUUUAGACUUUGCUUGAGAGUGCUACUUAAACUGUCUCCACAGCUGCUUUCUGUUGGCAUGCUGACCCUGCGUUCCAUUAUUAACCAUGCUCUUAACAUGAAAAAAGCACAGAAGGGCAGUUAUAAGGAUGACUGUGACUCAUAGAAGGGCUUAGACUUGACCAGCAAUUUCCUUCUUUAAAAGGAGAGACAUGACAAGAUGCAUACAAGGCCAUGAAGCGAUAAUAAAAGAACAAUGGGAUAGUCUUGAAAAUUUAACAGGCAACCAUUUUGACAGGAGUAGAAGAGCAAAAUGAAGGGCACUUGAAACAUCAGAGGCAAUUAACAGGCACAACUGCGUGACAUCAGAUGUUUCAAAGUCAAAUGGGUUAAAAGAUGGGAAAGAGUUUGCAACAUUCAUAAGUCAUUUCGUGAUAAUUGGUCGCUAGCCAGAUCAGCAGUCUUUGGUGUGCUACCAGAGCCAACUUUGCUUUUCUGUGGCUGGAAGUAAAUGACUAAUGAUAGGUCCUUGCUAAAUACACAGCUCUGUACAUGUUUCCCUCCUUGGUGUUCAGGAAUAGCCAUGGUCAGGCUCAGAAUACUGAUCAAUGUUCUAAGCUUGUUUGGGAGUUGUUGGCUUAAGGGCCUCUCCCCUUGUCCCACAGCCUGCUUACAGUUACAGUAUAUUCAACAAGAUAUAUAGAAAUCAGAAGCUAUUAGUAUACUGUGUAUAGUGUCUAUUAGUAUAUUGUCUCGUAUAUUGUAUACUGUGAAGCAUUGAAUCCAGCCCAUGUAAGCCAACAGGCUAAGCCUAGGGACUGAAGGUAUCUUUGAUGCCCCAUAAUUGUUAUUAAACACAAAAAUAAUAUAUUUUAGAUCUCAUGGGGACACAUUUUUCCUGUUUGGUAGAGGAUUGUAAAUACUGCUGUGUUCUAAAGGGCUUUUAUAGCCAGUGCAAUUUAGUGAGUUGCAGUUAAAUGCAGAAUGCACAUUUAGUAACUAUUAAAAGAAUCAGUUCAAAAAUCUGCAUUACAGUAAUAACUUUAUUGAGCCAAUUCAAAUGCAACAAAAAUGUACAAAAUUCUUACAAUUUCAAGAUAUGUUUGUCAAGUAACAUGUUAACAGAGGGAUGAAAGAUGGUGGGGUCAGUCUAACUUGUUGCUGAAGUCAAGAAUUAGAAUCAAACCCCCCUCCCCCCAAAAACCCCCCACAUACACAGUUGAAAUAAGCCCCUUUAAAUUCAUUUUUCUGGUCUUCGGUAUUAGAAUUUUCCAAGGCUUACUGGGAAAAGGUUUACAUCAAAAGAUAUGUCUUAUUUAAAUUAUAGAUGUUUAAAUAAACUGAUGGGGUGGAUCUUCUAGGAGAGUUAUCAUUCUUUCUUCUGACAGGGUUAUGGCAGCUUAAUUAGUUGGUUUGCUUGAGCAGGUGGAAUCCUGCAAGAUGGAGAAAGAGGCUUGCAUAUUUAUGCUAGAACCAAUUUCUUUGAAUCCUGUUUGAUAGUCAUAACUCUAAAGAAACCUGAAAACUUGUUUUGCAAAAAUAGGACAAUUUUCUGCUUCCAUCAU